Auanema sp. JU1783 is the source of this 918-nucleotide messenger RNA. Lineage: Eukaryota; Metazoa; Nematoda; Chromadorea; Rhabditida; Rhabditidae. The record is from the annotation of a GenBank genome assembly.
AUGGUGCAUUGUGCUGUUAUCGUAGUUACUUUGACUAUAUUUUCUUCUGCUCUUUAUGUCUUCUGCUUUUUCGAGAGCAGCAUCAAUUACACAUUUAGUCCUACUUUCCAAUUCAAGAACAACGAAACUGAAAGGAUACUUAUUGAGAAUGAAAAACAGAAUUCCUUAUUGUCCGUACAAUUUUUACGCGAUUAUUAUUCUAAGUAUGCUCAUGCACGGGUGAUGCAUUUGAACUCCAUAACCGCUCAGUCAGGGUUUGCCACUUUGUAUAAUGUUUUGGUGCCAGAGGUUUAUUGUCCAAACUUGAUUCGAGUUGGAAACGUGAACGAUGGAGGAAAAUGGGUGUGUAAUCCGGCAGAGAUGCCUAGGAACUGCAGCAUUUUCUCACUGGGUCUUCGGGAAGAUAUAUCAUUUGAUCGCGAUCUACAAGAAUUCAAUGAAAACAGUUGUGAAUUGUAUGGGUUCGAUAUGAUUGCUCAAUCUGAUUCAACCCGAUUAGAUUAUUCCAAAAUAAACGGAAAGUUGUAUAAAAAGACAAUUGCUGAAAGAACAGAUACCCAAGCGAAUAUGUUCACCAUAGAAGAUUGUAUGAGAGAAAAUGGUGUGGAGAGUAUGGAAAUGCUUAAAAUGGAUAUCGAAGGAGCUGAAUAUCAAGUCAUUGUUCCCUUUUUGCAGAAACACAAACCUUGUCAGGUGUUCAUAGAACUGCACGGACUCGCAUACGACAUGCUCUCACUACUGCAUGCUAUUGCCAGACAAGAUUAUUUUUUAUUCUUCUAUGAAAUAAACGGAGACAGUUUGAAGGCUUGUGAAUACUCUUUCAUACAUUCAUCCUGUCUAAAGGCAUACGGACUUUUCCCAUUAUCUCCCUAUCUAAAAAACUUGGAUAAAAAAAAAUAUCUCCCAGCUGGCAUUUGA